AUGGACAUCCUUGUUAAACAUUUUGAGAAGCAAAAGAACAAGCAUUCGAACAACAUAGAGUUUCAGAAUGCAAUUUUGAUGGCGUGGCACGCCUUUGAUAAGUAUUAUCUCCUCACUGAUGAAGUGCCAGCUUAUGCAGCCGCUUUGCUCCUUCAUCCCUCGAGGCGAAAGCGCUAUAUUGGUGUAAACUGGAACAAGGCUUGGGUAACAGCAGUGCUCCCAAAGCUUCAAGGACUCUGGGAGGAAAGGUAUGCGACGGCUGAAGCGGAUCAUAUUUCCGACUCGUCGGAGCCAACUCAGGAGCCAGAUGAGUAUGAUAUUCUUGAGCAAGAUCUUGACGUAGUACAAACCUCGGCUGAUAAUUGGGCAUCCUUUAUUGAAGCUGAUCCUACUGAGAUCUCCACAAAGACCGCGUUGGAGUGGUGGUGUCAAAAGCAACAAAGAGCACGGUACCCGCGCCUCUCUCUUAUGGCAAUUGACAUCCUGUCGGUGCCAGCAAUGUCGGCAGAAGCGGAGCGCGUUUUCUCGGGGGCUAGACGCCAAAUACCUUGGAGCAGAGCGAAUUUGGGAUCAGGGACAGUCGAACAGAUGGAACGCUUGAAACAUUGGCUGAAGAAUGGGUGGCUUGAUCAGCUCAACAUAGCCUUACCAGGAGAGCGAGGUGGACAGGAAGCGGAAGGCGAAUCAGGUACGAGAUGGGGCGGUAGCAUGGCAAGUUGUGCAUCCCAGGGCUUUGAGGAUGCGCUCUCAGACACGAGUUUGUGGUAA
Metarhizium robertsii ARSEF 23 is the source of this 768-nucleotide messenger RNA. RefSeq names its product Ribonuclease H-like protein. Lineage: Eukaryota; Fungi; Ascomycota; Sordariomycetes; Hypocreales; Clavicipitaceae. The coding region runs from base 1 to 768 and encodes 255 amino acids. The transcript has a single exon. The record is from RefSeq and is a predicted model, not a curated record. Gene Ontology annotation, molecular function: protein dimerization activity.